Messenger RNA from Chelonus insularis, 968 nucleotides. RefSeq lists its product as uncharacterized. The record is from RefSeq and is a predicted model, not a curated record. Bases 70 to 900 code for a protein of 276 amino acids. Gene Ontology annotation, cellular component: chitin-based extracellular matrix. Lineage: Eukaryota; Metazoa; Arthropoda; Insecta; Hymenoptera; Braconidae. Gene Ontology annotation, molecular function: structural constituent of chitin-based larval cuticle. The transcript is spliced from 3 exons.
GUUCGAGGCAACUGAAGUUGAGGAUUCGUCAAAAGACGUUUAUUUACGAAAGUUCUCUAAGUUACAGACAUGUUCGUAUAUUUUUUACUUUUUUGUUUGAUCUCAGAAGGUCUUGGAGAACCAGCAGAAGUUCUAUUGGAAUACCAGGACAGUUUUGGUCAGUACAGUUUUGGCUACAGUGCACCUGAUUCAGCUAGAUCAGAAGUAAGAUCAAGUGAUGGCUCCACACGUGGUGUUUUCAGUUACAUUGAUGGAUCAGGAAUAAUUCAAACUGCCAAGUAUACAGCUGAUAGCGUAAAUGGUUUCAAAAUUGAAGCAAGUAAUUUACCACAAGCUCCAAAGCCAGUUGAAGAGACUCCUGAAGUUAAAGCUGCUCGGCUUGAACAUCUUCGUGCUUAUGAAGCAGCAAGAAAAGAUGCAGAAAAUGAACAAGAACAAGCGAGUAAACAGGAUAAUAAAAUAAAGCAAAAGUUAGUGAAAAGCUCAACUCAGCAAAAUACUGCAGAUAAUAAAAUGAAAGAGCAACAAACUUCGACAUUAAAUCAACUGCCACAGGUUUUAAAGAUAAAUACCAUGAACAGGGAUCAAACAUCUAAUGUGCCCUUUGUGGCAACUUCUUUCAUCUUACCCAGCAGUAAUUCUAAUUUACAAAACCGGAUUAAUUUAAAAAGUACAGAUUCAUCUUCCAGUACAUCCACAGAGUCAAUAAUUCAAGGUAAAGGGGAUAUGAUGAAAAAGGAUGAAACUGAAAAGGAUGAUUCAAAAUUAACACAGAUUAGUCAAACGCAGCUUCAUCAACUUGAUAGUUCUCCUUCUAUUGUCUCAAUCCCAUCGUAUAGAAUUCCUGUCUAUUCUUAUAACCAACGUCUUCAAUUUAUUCCGUCUUACUACUAUUACUGAGUUGAUAUUGUGUACUAAAACUUUGAUUAGUAGUUUGUUAAUUAAAUAAAUUCAUUUUCAUUUUAUAA